AUGAAUCCACUCAUUUCCGAAUUCCAAAUCCCCAUUUCCAACGUUCUCGAGAACAUGCACGUCAUCAACGAUAGUCAAUUAAUGGUGGUGACGGUCGAUCGCUCCAUCCACAAUAUUCCACUCUCCUCUUCCUAUCAAGCGAGGCAAAACUCCAUUCUCAAAGAGGAAAUCAUCGACACGAUUCUCUUUUUUCUCCCUUCCAUCCCCGGAAACGUCAUCAUUUUCUUCCCUUCCUACAGCUACCUCAACGAAUGCUACGCGUCCUGGGAGCAGCAAGGCAAGCUCGACAGUCUGCGCAGCGUCAAGCCCGUCUAUCGCGAAGAGAGCAAAAUGACCAACGCGCAGUUCGGCGAGGUCGUGAAGUUCCUCCAGAAGGCGGUUUACGAGCGAGGCGCCGUGCUGCUCGCGGUCUGCAGAGGCAAAGCGAGCGAAGGAAUCGAUUUCAGCGACGCGAUGUGUCGCUGUGUGAUCAUCACCGGCAUUCCUUACCCCACUCUCACCGACCGCAAAGUCAUCAUGCGCAGGCAAUAUCUAGACGAGCGCAACGCGCAGCAGCGCGCGUUCAACGAGCGUCCGUUCUCCGGGAACGAUUGGUACACGAUCAGCGCGUAUCGCGCGGUGAACCAGUCGAUCGGCCGCGUGAUUCGGCACAAGAACGACUUCGGCGUCAUCCUGCUGAUGGACGAGCGAUUCGGUUCGCGCGACAGCGAGCGGUAUCUCUCGCGAUGGAUGCAGCCGUUCUAUCGACGCAUGCAGUCGUGCCGUUGCGGUGGGGAGAGGGGAUGA
Messenger RNA from Blastocystis hominis, 786 nucleotides. RefSeq lists its product as hypothetical. Lineage: Eukaryota; Bigyra; Opalinata; Blastocystidae. The transcript is spliced from 3 exons. Gene Ontology annotation, biological process: nucleobase-containing compound metabolic process. The record is from RefSeq and is a predicted model, not a curated record. Bases 1 to 786 code for a protein of 261 amino acids. Gene Ontology annotation, molecular function: nucleic acid binding; hydrolase activity, acting on acid anhydrides, in phosphorus-containing anhydrides; ATP binding.